UGAAGGACGGCACAGGCGGAUCGGGGGAGUGGGUGGGCUCUGCCUUCACUUGCACCAAUUAGAGUGCCGAAGUGCCCCGGCGGAGAGAUGUUGAUUGGUCGGGACUGCUACGGCGCGCGGGGUGUGGCGAUGGGGCGGAGUCUGUUAGCGGCCGGAAGGGGGCGCGCGCCGCGGCCAGAGUCAACGCUUCAAUGAAGGGGGCGGAGGCGCGCGAGGGGGCCGCGCUGUCCCAGGACCUGCUAGCCCUGGGGUAUGGGGCUUUCCCGGAGGUGGCGUCGCGGGGCACCUCAUGCCCAGACUUCAGGGCGCUGUGCGCGCGGCUGGCGGCGGAGCUGGUGACUCUAGGCGCCGUGGAGCGGCAAGAUGGGGGCGUCGAGGAGUUGAGCGCGGGCGACGGCCCCAAUGCGGAGGAGGAAUUUCUUCGGCAGCUCCCCGGCCUCCUUCGGGCGUUGCACUGUCCGGAUCGCGCGCUCUGCGGCGGAGAGGGACGCGCGGCCGAGUUGCGGGAGCCAAGCGCGAGCACCAGGCUGCUGCGCUUUCUCUGCUCGGAGCUCCAGGCUGCCCGCCUCUUGCGCUUGCACCCCCGUGUGGACUCUAGCCCUGUGCCUUCCCCUGGGAAAGGGAAAGAGGAAGGAGCCCACAUGGUUCAGGAACUGGUCCUCACCCUCCAAGCCCUGAGACUGCCCAUACCCCUUCUGGGGACCCCUGCCAGCCAACUACUCCAGGAAUUACACGCCAAGAUCUCUGAGCUGCUGCCUUCCCUGCCCCCAGGGUCCAUGCAGCCCCUCCUCAGCUACCCACUGGAUGCACCCCAAUGGGAAGCACUGGAGUCUCUUUCCCAAAGCCUGAAAGAUCAGUACUCCUGCCGCCGCUGCCUUCUUCUCAAGCGUCUGGACCUUACAACAUCCGCUUUCCACUGGACUGACCGGGCAGAGGCCCAAGGAAAGGCUAUGAAGACAGUGCUGACCCCACUCCGAGCGGUUCUCACCCCAAAAUCUGACAUCUCCAUCGCACAUGUUCUGGCUGCCCGUGCUGAUCUUUCUCGACUGGUUCCAGCCACCAGUAUGGCAGCCCGCCGAGGGACAUGCUGUGCUAUCAACAAGGUACUUAUGGGUGAUGUGCCAGACCGAGGGGGCCGCCCAAAUGAGCUGGAAGCGCCCAUGCCCACCUGGCAGAGCCGGAGAGAAGAUGGAGGAGGGCGGAGAACAGGCCGCCAGCACUGGGGCCAAAAGAAGAAAAAGAAGAAGUAAAGGAAGAUGAGGGCGUCUGAGAUGCUGAUGGCAGUUGGAGGGUUUUCCCUGGCAUCUGGCACCCAAGCCCCUCCAUCCUAUUCUGAAGUUCUCCAGAUGUCAUGUACCCAUCUACUACUCAACACCAGAACCAUGUUCUAUGGAAAAUAAAUUUAAUUUUCAAUAGGAGUGGGACCUGUUUCUGUGGGAGCCAGGUCAGAGGUACGUGGUUUGUGGAGGGGUGGGGGUGGGGGUCUCUGCCUUAGCUCUGGCCAGAUCCCUGCCCCUCUGACUCUACAAAGUCUUUCAUUUUUCAGCAACACACCUGUCCCUGUGGGUGUGGGGAAGGGCACAUUUAGAUACAAGACAGGACUUACCAUGUUUCUACCCUGAGCCAACCCUGUUCUAAGCACGGGGGAUACAACGUGGAGGACCCAAGAGUUCCCACCCACCUGAAACUGACAUUCCUGGUGAGGGGGGCAGAUGCCAUACAAGAUAAACAGGCGAAAUACAAGAUUGUCACAGAAGAGAAGCACUAUGGAAAAAAUAAAGGCGGCAAGAUUGGCAGUGGGGAGGACCAUGUCUUUGAGUAUGGUUAAGGAAGGCCUCACAAAGGGGAUAUGACUAUAGCCAAGUGCCAGACAGGAGUUCAGAGGUCUCAUGGGAAGAGCAUUCCAAACAGAGGGAACAGCUGGUGCAAAGGUCCUGAGGUAGGAGUAUUUGUUCAAGAACACUGAGGCCAAUGUAGCUGAAGCAGGAUAAGUGAUGAGGUAAGGGGUAGGGGCAAGGUCGGGGACAUGAUGGGGGAAGAUCAUGUGGGGCUUUCAGGGCAACAGUGUGGACUGGUUUUGCCCCUGAGCAGGGGUUGGAUGGGACCUAGUUCAUUCUUACAGGUUCUAGGUGUUUCUCGGCCUUCUCUGCUGUCUCAGCGACCCCACUUUCAGAACUCUGCCCACUCCAGCUGUGCCCCUCUGUCCCUCUCCAGUGUGUGUUUAGCACAUUGGCCUAGAGUUUCAAGCAUAGAGGACCAAGAUUUUUGUUUUGUUUUUUAAAGCUGGAUCUUGCUAUGUAGUUCAGGCUGGCCUUGAAGUCACCAUGGAG
Molecule: messenger RNA, 2330 nt
Organism: Octodon degus (degu)
Lineage: Eukaryota; Metazoa; Chordata; Mammalia; Rodentia; Octodontidae
Gene: Tslig3c
Product: family with sequence similarity 98 member C
Exons: 8
Coding region: 192-1250 (352 amino acids)
Cellular component (GO): tRNA-splicing ligase complex
Source: RefSeq, a predicted model, not a curated record